Molecule: messenger RNA, 4481 nt
Organism: Micropterus salmoides (largemouth bass)
Lineage: Eukaryota; Metazoa; Chordata; Actinopteri; Centrarchiformes; Centrarchidae
Product: macrophage colony-stimulating factor 1 receptor 1-like
Biological process (GO): osteoclast differentiation; protein phosphorylation; cytokine-mediated signaling pathway
Cellular component (GO): CSF1-CSF1R complex; signaling receptor complex
Molecular function (GO): macrophage colony-stimulating factor receptor activity; cytokine binding; ATP binding
Source: RefSeq, a predicted model, not a curated record
UUCUGAAACAUUUCAUGUUAGCUGUGUGGCUUAUGUGGGGAAGAGACUGUAAACAAGCAGAAGGGAGAAGAAGGGCAGAGGCAAACAGAAGGGGAGGAAGGGACUCUUGUGUCUGCUCUGGGUGGAGACGUCACACCCAGGGAAGUUAUCAUUCCCCUCUAUUAACCUGAAGACAUCUGCAGAUCAGAAGUGUUUUAUAGCACACGCAAAUAUCAGCAUUCAAACUGCAGGUUUGAAGUUGAUCCAGGAUGCAGUCCUACCUUGCUCUGCUGCUGGGGAUUGUGGCCUCCGCUGCUUCAGCAGAAUGGAGGCUGCCGGUGAUCAAGUUCAACUCUAAGGUGGUGAGGAGUUCAGAGGUGGUGGUCAAACCUGGGAGCGCUCUGGAUCUGACGUGUGAGGGUGACGGGCCUGUAAACUGGCAAACGAGGCUAGCCAAACACAGGCGCUUCGUGUCCAAGGGCAACGGGAAUGUCCGCACCUUUAAGGUUGAACGUCCAUCUGCAGAAUUCACUGGAACUUACAAGUGUUUUUACACUGCUGGGUCACAACAGCAUGAACUGGCCUCCUCAGUGCAUGUGUAUGUAAAAGAUCCAAACCGUGUGUUCUGGACCAGCAGCACGUCCCUGCGGGUGGUGAGGAAGGAGGGUGAGGACUACCUGCUGCCCUGCCUGCUGACCGACCCAGCAGCCACAAACCUGGGCCUCCGCAUGGACAACGGCACCACAGUGCCACCAGGGAUGAACUUCACAGUUCACCGGCACCGUGGUAUUCUCAUCCACAGCCUCCACCCCAGCUUCAAUGCUGACUAUGUCUGCACAGCCAGGGUCAACGGAGUGGAGAGGACCUCCAAGGCAUUUUCCAUCAACGUCAUUCAGAAGCUUCGUUUCCCUCCGUAUGUCUUCUUGGAGACGGAUGAAUAUGUGCGCAUUGUUGGGGAGGAACUCAACAUUCGCUGCACAACACACAACCCCAACUUCAACUAUAAUGUCACCUGGAAAUACAGCACCAAGUCGAAAGCAACAAUAGAGGAGAGGGUACGCUCCAGUGGAGAAAAUCGCCUGGACAUACAGAGCAUACUGACCAUCUCUGCUGUGGACCUUGCAGACACAGGAAACAUUUCCUGCAUUGGCACUAAUGAAGCAGGGGUGAACAGUUCAACCACGUACCUGCUGGUUGUAGACAAGCCCUACAUCAGGCUGUUGCCACAGCUGUCCCCUAAACUGGCCCACCAGGGUCUUUCAGUCGAGGUGAACGAGGGAGAAGAUCUGGAGCUCAGUGUGCUCAUUGAAGCGUACCCCCACAUUACGGAGCACAGGUGGCACACCCCAGCAUCUCCCAACACGUCCACUCAGGAGCACAAGCUCAUCAGAUACAACAACAGAUACCACGCUACUCUGCAGUUGAAGAGAAUGAAUGCACAGGAGCAGGGGCAAUACACCUUCUACGCCAGGAGCGAAUUGGCCAAUGCAUCCAUCACAUUCCAAGUCCAAAUGUAUCAGAGACCUGUUGCUGUGGUGAGAUGGGAAAACAUAACCACACUCACUUGCACCUCAUUUGGCUACCCUGCUCCCAGAAUCAUCUGGUACCAGUGUUUUGGGAUACGGCCUACGUGCAAUGAAAACACCUCAGGGCUGCAGAUGGCGAUCCCUCUCCAGGCUCCUACAGUAGAGGUCCAGAGGGAGGAGUACGGAGCAGUGGAGGUGGAGAGCGUCCUCACGGUGGGGCCGUCUAGCCGGAGGAUGACGGUGGAGUGUGUAGCCUUCAACCUCGUCGGCGUCAGCAGCGACACGUUUGCCAUGGAGGUUUCUGACAAGCUCUUCACUUCCACGUUGACCGGAGCAGCAGGCAUUCUGGCCAUCCUUGUGCUGCUGGUUUUUCUUUUUUACAAAUACAAGCAGAAACCCAGGUAUGAGAUCCGCUGGCAGAUCAUUGAGGCAAGAGAUGGAAACAACUACACCUUCAUUGACCCCACUCAGCUGCCUUACAAUGAGAAGUGGGAGUUCCCAAGAGACAAGCUGAAGCUAGGGAAGAUCCUUGGUGCAGGGGCUUUUGGAAAGGUUGUUGAAGCCACAGCCUAUGGUCUGGGAAAGGAAGAUAAUACGAUGCGUGUAGCUGUGAAAAUGUUAAAAGCGAGUGCCCAUUCAGACGAGAGGGAAGCUCUGAUGUCUGAACUGAAGAUCCUGAGCCACCUAGGACACCACAAGAACAUUGUCAAUCUAUUGGGAGCGUGCACCUAUGGGGGACCAGUGCUUGUGAUCACAGAGUACUGCAGCCUUGGCGACCUCCUGAACUUCCUUCGCCAAAAGGCAGAGACCUUUGUGAACUUUGUUAUGAACAUUCCUGAAAUUAUGGAGAACUCGAAUGACUACAAGAACAUCUGUAGUCAGAAACAGUUCAUUCGAAGUGACAGCGGGAUCUCCAGUACAUCCUCAAGCAGUUACUUGGAGAUGAGACCCAGCCAGCUGCCAAAUACUGAGUCAUCUCAAGAAGACUAUGUGUGUGAGGAUACUGGUGACUGGCCGCUGGAUAUUGAUGAUUUGCUAAGAUUUUCCUUUCAAGUGGCUCAAGGCCUUGACUUUCUGGCUGCCAAAAAUUGUAUUCACAGAGACGUGGCUGCUAGGAAUGUCCUCUUGACCAACAACAGAGUGGCCAAGAUUUGUGACUUUGGCCUGGCGCGAGACAUCAUGAAUGACUCCAACUACGUGGUGAAGGGCAAUGCACGUCUGCCAGUCAAGUGGAUGGCUCCAGAGAGUAUCUUUGACUGUGUCUACACCGUCCAGAGUGACGUGUGGUCCUACGGCAUCCUGUGGGAGAUCUUCUCUUUAGGCAAGAGCCCCUACCCCAGCAUGGCUGUGGACUCCAGGUUCUACAAGAUGGUGAAGCGCGGCUACCAGAUGUCCCAACCAGACUUUGCCCCGCCUGAGAUCUACAUGAUCAUGAAGAUGUGCUGGAAUCUGGAGCCUACAGAGCGUCCGACUUUUAGCAAGAUCACUCAGAUGAUAGAGCGGCUGCUUGGGGACCAACCUGAGAAGGAACAGCUAAUCUACCAGAAUGUGCAGGUCACCGAGGGUGAAGGGUGUGACGAGCCCAAGCGCUGCGACGGUCCAUGUGACCAGUCUUGUGACCACGAGGAAGAGGAGCAGCCUCUGAUGAACACCAACAACUACCACUUUUGUUGAAAGCCCUAAACCCGCCAAUCAAUCAGCAUACCAAUCCCUCAUCAACAAGCAUCAGGAAAGUGGGAUCAGCUGUAGCUCGUGGCCAGGGUACCACAGAUUGUUCUGACCGCCGGACAGUUGAGCAGAGAGUCGCCUCAACAGCUAUUUUUUGCCCUGUCGUGCCUGCUCGCCAGACAGACAUGCUGCUGCAGCAAGCAUGUGACUCGCUUCUUCGCAGACCAUGACUAGAAAUUCCCACGUCCAACACAGACUGCAGAUAUGAAAGGAAACAUGUCAACAAACCACACAAGCAUCCAAAGCUGUAACGUAUCCUAAAUGUUGCUCCCCUACAGACUAUUUAUCACUCCUUCUGUUGUGUAUUUGAGCUAUAAUGUGUUACAAUCCAUCCCCCUACAAUUAUUACUACUUCUUUUUUUUAAUCACUGCGCUAUGACAGUGAAUGCCAUGUUUUUGUGGAGAUUCAUUUUUGUCAGCAGGUUCACUUCCUUUUCGUCAUUUUAUUGCAUGUAUGGUUUCCCAGAGGACGCAACAGUCACAAACACUGGAUCCAAAAAUAUGCGAGCCACCCCAUCUUUAAGCGCUCGAGUUGUAUUGACCAUGUAAAUUAUGUGUGGUUUUUUUUCCUGGUUAAAACAUGCUGAAAUCCUCCGUGGAGAAGGCAAAGAAUGGCCGUGCUGUUUUCCGAACUGUGCUUUCGUCAUAGCUGUAUUUCUUGUGACACACUUACAGUAGCUGUCAGUUGGUGGCAACAUGUGAUUGUCCCACGUCAAUCUAAUGAAUUAACCAGUGUUCAGUGUGAUUAAGCAGCAGGGGCGACAAAUGAACAGAGCAGGGAAAAUCUGUGGAUCUGUUAUGGAUCAGAUGAACAAGGGUUCAUGUUUGACAAUGUGAAAGGUUUUUUUUUUUGGUUUGUUUGUUUUUUUGCUGGGGCACAACUUAAUCUUCUCAUUUCCUGUGGAGUUAGACGGGUGUUAGGAUGUAAGCUUCGCCCAUGUCUGUAUGUAGCAGUCAGCCUACACUGCCAACUGUAUGAAGAAUAAUGUAUAAGCUAUGUGAGAGAUACAGACUGCUAAUGUGUGUGACUUCAGGCAUUCCAAAUGUGCUUGCAUCAGAGUGAAACACGAGUGAGAUGUCUAAUAAUGUAUAUAUCUCAUGAUGUAAAUCAAGAAUUAUCUUUAUUUUCGCUGAAUAAUGUGGUAGAGUAGAUAGUAGUACAUCAAUAUUUCAUACAUGUAUUGUGUUUUUUUUUGUGCAAAUUAGACAAUCAAUAUAAAAGCUGCCAAUUAAAUCACUGAAAAACUG